Eublepharis macularius is the source of this 5972-nucleotide messenger RNA. RefSeq names its product serine/threonine-protein kinase LATS1. Bases 292 to 3672 code for a protein of 1126 amino acids. Gene Ontology annotation, cellular component: spindle pole. The record is from RefSeq and is a predicted model, not a curated record. The transcript is spliced from 8 exons. Lineage: Eukaryota; Metazoa; Chordata; Lepidosauria; Squamata; Eublepharidae. Gene Ontology annotation, molecular function: protein binding; protein serine/threonine kinase activity; ATP binding. Gene Ontology annotation, biological process: hippo signaling; regulation of organ growth; G1/S transition of mitotic cell cycle.
UGGGGGGGGCGGAGAAUUUGUGAAGACGGGAAAGGUACCGCCGCCGCCAUUGACGCUGGGAGCCGCAAAGCCCGAGCAAGCCCCUGCAGGACGCGUCAGGGCACCGCCUCCCGGCGACUCCGCGGCUUCCGCCGCCUCUCCCUCGGGCAGGUUGCCUGCCUCUAAGUUGGAAUCAGCUUGCACUACUAGAAGUGAAGUUGACAGUGAAUUUUGAGGUUAGCUGCCCGACUUCUCUAACUGAGCGUGUUGAAGGUGACUCUUUCUUAAGAGGUUCUACAGUUACAUGUUUUCAUGAAGAGAAGUGAGAAACCAGAAGGAUAUAGACAGAUGAGGCCUAAAACUUUUCCUGCCAGUAAUUACACUGGCAGCAGACGGCAAAUGUUGCAAGAAAUACGAGAGAGCCUUAGGAAUUUGCCGAAGCCUUCGGAGGCCGCAAAAGCAGAGCAAACUGGGGGUAAAAUAUCAAGUGAAGAUCCCAGGCAAGGGCGAAAUCCCCCUAAGUUUGUCACCUACCAUAAAGCUUUGCAGGAAAUACGCAAUUCUCUUCUUCCCUUUGCAAAUGAAGCAAGUUCUUCACUAAGAGGAACAUCGGAAGUUAAUCGACAGAUGCUGCAAGAUCUACAGGCUGCGGGCUUUGAUGAGGAUAUGGUUGUACAAGCUCUAAUGCAUACCAAAAGCCGCAGCAUAGAAGCGGCCAUUGAAUUUAUCAGCAAAAUAAGCUACCAGGAUCUUCGACGGGAACAAAUGGCAGCAGCUGCUGCUAGACCAAUUAACGCAGGUUCAAAACAGCCAGCAGGGGGUGCACAGCAAUCGGUUAGCCGCAGACAGAGCUGGAAGGGUUCUAAGGAAUCCUUGGUGCCCCAGAGACAUGGUCCUGCACUGGGAGAUGGCCUAACUUUCCACUCAGAAAGUCCUAUGCCUCAGGCUGACGUAGGAAGACCCUUGUCUGGUUCUGGAAUAGCAGCAUUUGCCCAGGCUCCUCCUGGCAACGGGCAACGAGCGAAUCCACCACCUCCACCUCAAGUAAGGAGCGUUACCCCUCCUCCUCCACCCCCUAGAGGGCAGACUCCACCCCCCAGAGGAACAACUCCUCCCCCUUCUUCCUGGGAAACAAAUUCUCAAACCAAACGUUAUUCUGGUAGCAUGGAAUAUAUGAUCUCUCGCAUUUCUCCAGUACCGCCAGGAGCAUGGCAGGAUGGCUAUCCUCCCCCCCCUGUGAACCCAUCGCCUAUGAAUCCUCCUGCACAGGGACAAAGAGGCAUUAGUUCUGUUCCUGUUGGCAGGCAGCCAAUAAUCAUGCAGAAUUCAGUUAACAGCAAACUUAGUUUUUCCUCUGGCAGGGCUGGAAUACAAAAUGGCAAUUGUCAGACCGAUUAUAUUGUUCAUCAAAAUAUCGUGCCUGCUAACUCAGCAAAUCGUCAAGCUCCGCCUCCUUACCCCAUGUCUCCAGCUAACCGGCAGAGCCCUACAGCUUUGCAAAUGCAAGCAGGAGGAUCUGUGGUCCCUUCAGCUUACCCUAAUGGAAACAUUCCUCAGUCUGUGAUGGUGCCGAACAGAAACAGCUACAAUAUGGAGCUGUACAACGUCAAUAUUCCUGGAAUUCCAACAUCGUGGCCCCAGUCCUCACCUGGCAAUGGACAUGAAGUCUCAGCAUGGCAACCAAAUAUUCCAGUAAGGUCAAAUUCCUUUAAUAAUCCCCUCGGAAAUAGACAGAGUCACACUACCAGUUCACAACCUUCAGCCACCACAGUAACUGCUGUCACUCCUGCUCCUAUCCAACAGCCAGUAAAAAGCAUGCGUGUGUUGAAACCAGAACUGCAGACUGCCUUAGCUCCUACUCACCCCUCUUGGAUGCCGCAAGCAGUCCAGCCCAUCUCCUUUCCCGAGGGACCGUGCAGUGGUAUGACUGUUAUGUCACCUGCAGCAGAGGCUCCAAAUUAUCAAGGUCCACCGCCUCCUUACCCAAAACACUUACUACACCCCAGUCCAUCUGUCACUUCCUACGAAUCUGUGGCAAAAGCUAGCAAAGAGGAUCAGCUCAGCUUGCCUAAGGAAGAAGAGAGUGAAAGGAAUGAGAGCAGUGAGGGAACCGAUAGAGACAAGAAGCUAAUCACAACCUCGCCUGUCCCUGUGAGGAAGAUCAAGAGAGAUGAAGAAAGGAGGGAGUCCCGCAUUCAGAGUUACUCUCCUCAGGCUUUUAAAUUCUUUAUGGAGCAGCAUGUGGAAAACAUACUCAAGUCUCAUCAACAGCGACUGCAUCGUAAGAAACAGCUAGAAAAUGAAAUGAUGCGGGUUGGGUUGUCCCAAGAAGCCCAGGAUCAAAUGAGGAAAAUGCUAUGCCAAAAGGAGUCCAACUACAUCCGUCUCAAAAGAGCUAAAAUGGAUAAAUCAAUGUUUGUUAAGAUUAAGACCCUUGGAAUUGGGGCAUUUGGAGAGGUCUGCUUAGCAAGAAAGGUGGAUACAAAUGCCUUAUAUGCAACAAAAACCCUACGCAAAAAGGACGUGCUGCUUCGGAACCAGGUUGCUCAUGUUAAAGCUGAACGGGAUAUCCUUGCAGAGGCUGACAAUGAGUGGGUAGUUCGAUUAUACUAUUCAUUCCAAGAUAAGGACAAUUUGUACUUCGUAAUGGACUAUAUUCCGGGAGGAGAUAUGAUGAGCCUGUUAAUUCGAAUGGGUGUUUUCCCAGAGAAUAUGGCCCGCUUCUACAUAGCAGAACUGACCUGUGCAGUUGAAAGCGUGCAUAAGAUGGGCUUCAUCCACAGGGACAUAAAACCUGAUAACAUUCUGAUUGAUCGUGAUGGCCACAUCAAAUUGACUGACUUUGGCCUUUGUACUGGCUUUCGAUGGACACAUGAUUCCAAAUACUACCAGAGCGGUGACCACCCACGUCAGGACAGCAUGGAUUUCAGUAACGAAUGGGGAGAUCCAGCAAACUGUAGGUGUGGAGACAGGCUAAAGCCACUUGAACGUAGAGCAGCACGCCAGCACCAGCGCUGUCUGGCACACUCACUGGUUGGGACACCCAAUUACAUUGCACCCGAAGUAUUGUUACGAACAGGUUAUACGCAGCUAUGUGACUGGUGGAGUGUUGGAGUGAUUCUUUUUGAAAUGCUGGUGGGACAGCCUCCCUUCCUGGCGCAUACACCAUUAGAAACACAGAUGAAGGUCAUCAAUUGGAAAACUUCUCUGCACAUCCCGCUACAAGCAAAACUAUCGCCAGAAGCAUCUGACCUUAUUAUUAAGCUUUGCCGAGGUCCGGAAGAUCGCUUAGGCAAGAACGGGGCAGAUGAAAUAAAAGCGCAUCCUUUUUUUAAGUCUAUUGAUUUUUCAAGUGAUCUGCGGCAGCAGCCAGCUUCUUACAUUCCUAAAAUUACUCAUCCCACAGACACGUCAAAUUUUGAUCCCGUUGACCCAGAUAAAUUGUGGAGUGAGGAUAAGGAAGGAAAUGUAAAUGACACACUUAAUGGGUGGUAUAAAAAUGGUAAACAUCCCGAACAUGCUUUCUAUGAAUUUACAUUUCGAAGGUUUUUUGAUGACAAUGGCUACCCUUAUAGCUAUCCGAAGCCUAUUGAAUAUGAAUAUGGUAAUCCUAACGACGUGGAGUCUCAGUCAGAUGAAGACGAUGAGAGGACCAGCAAAGAGAUCCAGAAUCGUGAUCUAGUUUAUAUUUAGUAGAAAAAGUAAACCCAGGUGAACCACUGUUUGGGAUUUCUCAGAUGUGUGUGGCAAGAGAAGCUGAGAUGUUACCAGCAAGCUGGGUUUUAUGGACAAGGGGCAGGGGGAGAGGGGAAAGGAGACUAUCAUUGUUGGUUCACCACUUUUUUCCUUCUACCUUUUCUCCCCUUUACGAAGCAGUUAAAUCUAUUUCAAGCAUUAAUUUAUUCCAGCAUUCUUCGUGAUAAAUAUAGAAAACAAUAAUGUUAGGAAAAUAAAUUAUGAAAAAGCUUUUUGUAAAAUAUUCAGACUAGGAAAUAGGGGUGUGUCUGUUUGUUUGUCUAUCUGUCUGUACAUAGAAGACAUAUGUUAACAUUUUCUAGAAUUUUACGCUGACAUUUUUUUUCCUUGUCGUAUAUACUCUGUGCUUACAAAGUUGGCAGACGCUUUUUUUUUGCUACUCUUAGUGCUCAGGUCCCACUACAGAUGAGCCUGGAAAGAGUAAAUCCUGCUAGGAAUUCCCAGAUACAGUUGUAACUGCAGGGUUUAUGACUCUGGAAGUAGGAGGCCUAGGUCUCGGUUCUUGUGACCGUAAAUGUUGAUGAAGACAUACACGUUUAUUUAUUUUUAUUCUUUUUAAUUUUGCUGGACAAUUUGUAAAGCAUAACUGGAUUGAUGGUGCUAUGCAAUAAUGCAGAAUUGAGGCUGAUCGGGGGUUUGUGUUUGAAGAGCAAUAUUGGCCUAUCACCAAAUAUCAGCCUAAAUAAAUUAAGGGUUUUUUUUAAAAAAAAUUCUUGUAUCCUCAAGAUUUUUUAGAAAAAGUUUUGAAAGUGCUCUGGGUUCUGCAAUACUUUGUUAAUAAGAAGACUCUUAACCCAUCACAACAUUAGCCAGUGAGAUGUGCUCUAGGCUGUCAGUUCUUCUGCUGUUACUUUCCGGGUGCUUUAGCAUUCCGACCAAUCGGUUUGUUGUUUUAACAUAAUGUGCAUCUUACCCCUUUCUCCCGGAUUAAUUAAUGAUUGAAAUGAACUCAUACCUAAUGAGGGAUAAUGGUCGUGUAGGCUGGUUCUGUGAAAAUUCGCUGGUGUCUCUUUGUGUAUCGUCAUCGUUAUCAUAAGAGGUUAAAUACUGUUUUCUGUGUUGUUCUUGCUUUUACAUCAGCCUCCACCUCAUGUGUUUCCUGUGUUCUUAACGGUUGGUGCAUCCAUUAAGAGUUACAACUCUUUUUAUGAGCUGCCCCGUCAAAUCCAAAUGUCAUUGCUUUGCUGUUCUGUGUGUAUAUACAUAAACUAGUAGUCCUGCUUCUCCAGAAUCAACCGUCUCGACAGCCUGAGCUCGCUCUCAUACCAGUGUUUAAGGCUUUGUAUAUGCUCUGUCAUGGUGAUUUGUUCUGAAAUAUUUUGACACGGAGAACUUUCCUCUUCUUUCCCCAAGCGGUGUUUAUUCUUUGUCAAAAAAUAAUUAUUCGCUACUACACUUAAUGCCUUUUCCUCCGCAAAGACCCAGGCAAGUUAGGGAGCCAGCGGUAGAACUGCAUCAUAUCCCUUCAGACCAUUCUCUGAACUGCCUGUUAUGCAUGCUUACUAUGAAGUAAUUCCCGCAGUUUUCUGUGGAUCUUAUUCCCAGGUAAGCAUGCACAGAGUUGCUGCCUUGCUCUCUAAAUCCUUUGCAUUAAUAUUAGUAGAACGUGUCAGAAGCGUGUGUCUGUCUUCCAGAAAGUAAUUCCACCACAUUUACCGUUAUGAUCCGGUCCUCUUUUCAGUGCAAGUCCUAUAUGUGAUAGGUGCAGGGGAGAGCUUCCAGCCGCUCCACCAGGUGUAGAGGUUUCACUGGGAACCAGGGCAUGCGUGAGAGCCAGUGUGGUGGUAGUGGUUAGGGUGUGGGGUCUAGGAUCUGGGAGACUCGGGUUCAAAUCCCCAUUCUGCCAUGGAAGCUCACUGGGUGGCCUUGGGCCCCUCACAUACUUUCAUCCUAACCUAUCUCACAGGGUUGUUGUGAGGAGGAGAGGAGAAUGAUGUACGCCAUUUGGGGUCCCCAUUGGGGAGAAAGGUAAGGUAUAAGAGCUGUAAAAUAAAAUAAAUAAAUUAUACUGAGAGUUCUGCCUGUUCCCUGCCACAUACAGGACCCGUGUGUAAUUUAAGGGUUGAGGAGGAGGAUGCCCUGUAGAAUUACAUCAGCUUCUGAGACUUGUUUCUGUAAAGCAGAUUGAGGGCAGGGUGUCCUUUGUUUAAUAUUAAUGGGAGAUUUAUUUUCUGUAUUUGUCCUGCAAAAAUACUGUGAUAAAUUCCUGAUUAAAACCAAAUAAAUUUAAUCUGUUG